Sorex fumeus (smoky shrew) is the source of this 1601-nucleotide messenger RNA. It is a transcript of the gene RPA2, whose product is annotated as replication protein A2. Gene Ontology annotation, biological process: nucleotide-excision repair; double-strand break repair via homologous recombination; DNA replication. The coding region runs from base 267 to 1085 and encodes 272 amino acids. Gene Ontology annotation, molecular function: DNA binding. The record is from RefSeq and is a predicted model, not a curated record. Gene Ontology annotation, cellular component: site of double-strand break; nucleus; chromosome, telomeric region. The transcript is spliced from 9 exons. Lineage: Eukaryota; Metazoa; Chordata; Mammalia; Eulipotyphla; Soricidae.
GAGACCUCCGUUCCCAUUGGUGGCCGAGCCCACGUUUUCCCGUGCUUUAGGGACGCUGGGGACCGGAAGGGCGUCGUGUUUACGUGCACUGAUUGGCUGAGAGAGAAACGUUCUGGGCGCUGAUUGGCUCCGUCUUUCGCGGGAAGUAGUUUGUGGGGCCCGCGAAAAGUCCGGAGCGCGGCGGCAGCGACCCGGUUUGGAGGUACUGCGCGAACCCACGGGAGCGGCACCUUCCGGACGUUUUCCACCAGGGAGUCGUGGCGGAGAUGUGGAACAGUGGAUUUGAAAGCUACGGCAGCUCCUAUGGGGGAGGUGGCGGCUUCACACAGUCCACUGGGGGCUUCGGAUCGCCCACGUCCACCCAGCCCGAGAAGAAAUCGAGAUCCCGAACACACCACAUUGUACCCUGUACCAUCUCUCAGCUCCUCUCUGCUACUACGAUGGAUGAUGCAUUCAAAAUUGGCCAUGUUGAGAUUUCACAGGUCUCUGUUGUGGGGAUAAUCAGACAUGCAGAGAAAGCUCCAACAAACAUCGUGUACAAAAUAGAUGACAUGACAGCUGCACCCAUGGAUGUUCGCCAGUGGGUUGACACAGAUGACCCUAGUGGGGAAAACACGGUGGUUCCUCCAGAAACAUACGUGAAAGUGGCCGGUCAUCUGAGAGCGUUCCAGAACAAAAAAAGCCUCGUUGCCUUUAAGGUCAUCCCCCUGGAGGAUAUGAAUGAAUUCACCGCACAUAUUCUGGAAGUGGUCAAUGCACACAUGAUUCUGAACAAGGCUUACAGCCAGCCCUCAGGAGGGAGAGCACCUAUCAGCUAUCCAGGAAUGACAGGAAUGAGUGAAGCCGGGAACUUCGGUGGAAAUAGCUUCAUGCCAAUAAAUGGCCUCACAGCUAUCCAAAACCAGGUGCUCAAUUUGAUUAAGGCUUGCCCAAGACCUGAAGGCCUGAACUUUCAGGAUCUGAAGAGCCAGCUCCAACACAUGAGUGUAAACGCAGUCAAGCAAGCAGUGGAUUUUCUAAGCAACGAGGGACACAUCUAUUCCACUGUGGAUGACGAUCAUUUUAAAUCCACGGAUGCAGAAUAACUGAAUCUAACUGGAUGCCUGAGAUUUUUUUCUGGCUGGACAUAUUUUCACAACCUUUUGUUUCCAGCUACGCUAUGUUUGGCCAGUUUACUUCUAGGAAGUAGGUGCCAGUUGACAAUUAAGGUCCCUUUUGACAAUUCCUUCUCUUCUGUUUUUUGAAGUUCAAAGGGAGAUGAGCAACUGACAGGAAUGAAACCGGGGCAGACUUCCUCAAGGAAGUUGCUGAUUAGCUGCUUACCACGGCAAGACAGGUGGAAUUGGAAGAAGGCUGCUCCUCAGAGACAUUGGAACUGAAAUGAGACAUUGGAACUGAAAUGAUUCUCAGGAGUUUUGUUCCCAUUUCCUGCUGGAGCAGAUGAGCAGGACUGGAGCUGGCCGGGAACCCCAGUAAGCUCUGGCAGUUGUUCCCCAUUUGGGUUCUGUGGUUCUUUGAGAUGGCACUUCUCACCCUCAUGUUAGGAUUGCUGCCCUGUGUUUCCAUAAACAGGACCUGAGGGGGUUGAGGCGGUCCACUGG